AUGUCGCCGUCGCUAAAGAGGUUAUCUAAAGAGUUUCUUGAGUAUAGAAAGAACCCUCCGUGUCUACAACAUGCACAACUCAUCUCUCUAAAUCCUAUAGAUUCAGAAGAUUUAUACCAUUGGCAUGCUGUUAUUGCUAAGCCAACAAUAACCGACUCAAAAUGGUACUAUUCAGGCCAAUGGACUUUGAAUAUCUCAAUACCGCACUCAUAUCCUCAACAACCACCAAAGAUUACUUUUCUCACUUCAAUAAUUCAUCCAAAUGUAGAUAUAAAGCUGGGGGAAAUUUGUUUGGAUAUACUCAAGUCUCUGUGGAGCCCGGCGUGGAAUUUACAGAGUUUGGUAGUUGCUGUUUUACAACUUAUGGAUCAUCCAGAACCAGAUUCUCCAUUAAAUGUCGAUGCUGCUAAUCUAUAUCGCUGCGACUUGUUGGCUUUCGAGAGCUUGGUGCAAUUUUAUAUUUGGCAAAAUUGCAAUUUUUACAAAGGAGAAGUGGCAAAGUAUACUUCUCCAAAGAGAGAAAAAGGCGCAAAUAAGGAUGGGUAUUUUGCUAUAAGAGAUGGCUCAGGUAGGAGACUCUGUGAGGUAUAA
Molecule: messenger RNA, 591 nt
Organism: Lodderomyces oxycetoniae
Lineage: Eukaryota; Fungi; Ascomycota; Pichiomycetes; Serinales; Debaryomycetaceae
Gene: PEX4
Product: E2 ubiquitin-protein ligase peroxin 4
Exons: 1
Coding region: 1-591 (196 amino acids)
Source: RefSeq, a predicted model, not a curated record